Knipowitschia caucasica is the source of this 387-nucleotide messenger RNA. Lineage: Eukaryota; Metazoa; Chordata; Actinopteri; Gobiiformes; Gobiidae. The record is from the annotation of a GenBank genome assembly.
AUGGAGCAGGGCUGUAGCUGUGGACCCCUGACCCCGACUAUUGUGUUCCGAGGUUGGAUUCUGACCAGCACUGACCGCAGCCGCUGGAGUGUUUCUGCCGUCACCACAUGGGCUGUGGUGCAGUGGUGGUGCGAGCCGGACCGAGACAAUGAGAGCGACGAGUGCCGUGCUGCAGCCGCCCUGGGCCUGGACGCUGACUCACAGGCCCCACGGACUUCACAGUCGCACUUACAAAUGACCCUUGUUACUGCUGGGAAUUGGCAACUACUUCUGAGACAGAAGAAUGUGUGGCAUCAUGAGAACGGCUCCCCAGACAUCCUCUCUCCGAGUAGUCCUGCUUCUGUUCCUACUUCUCCACACCAGCAGGAAGAGGAAAGCGACUGUUAG